GAUGAAUGACGCAUUUUAUCCCUAUCACCAUGAAUGCAACAAAUAAAAUUACCCUCUAACAACUUUUCCGACGGCACCCUCUCCUUUAUCCUACUUGAGAAAAAAAAUGCUGCAACGAUCGGAACGAGACUUCCUUGGGAGCGUGACCAUGCAUAUUGACUGUUUUGAUGCAUCGAUCAUCACGAGCAUAAUUUAUCUAGAUCACCGUACUGAAAUCGUGUUACUAAGGCCAAGUUAUUGCCUGCUCUGCAGAUUAGAAUCGAUCUUGAAUGUCCAAGUUCGGCUUUUGAGUAAAUUGAAAAAAAGUAUAAAUACAAUCCACCUUCUCUCCACAUCACUUAACUUUCAUCCACAUCCAUCAACAUAAGCAAGACUUCCUCUUCCUAAAUCCCCCCAAACUAGCAAAGAUGGCUAUCAGCGAAUUCGUUCGCCGAGCAGGCAAUGAAGCCUUGGAAAUCAAUCCAACAACCGCAACUAUUGACAUUACAACUGCCGCAUCCGAUUUCUUAUGGAUGGUUUUCUCCGUAAUGGCAGCAACCACGAUCGGUGUUGGUAUUUGGGCACAAUUUGGCGUUAAACAUGGUCAACGUACUUUCCAUCAUUUAUCCAUGAUGAUUACCGGUACUGCUUCAGUUGCUUACUUUUGCAUGGCUUCUGAUUUAGGUUCAGUUGCUAUUCCAGUUGAAUUCAUUCGUGGUCAUUAUGAUGCUAAUCCUGUCACACGUUCAAUUUGGUAUGCACGUUAUAUCGAUUGGACAAUCACAACUCCUCUUUUAUUGUUGGAAUUGUUAUUGGUUACAGGAUUGCCACUUUCUGAUAUCAUUAUCACAAUCUUUGCUGAUUUGGUAAUGAUUAUCACUGGUUUAAUCGGUUCUUUGGUUAGAUCCGAUUACAAAUGGGGUUUAUACUCUUUCGGAUGCGCUGCCAUGUUGUACGUUUUCUACAUGUUGUACUUCCCUGGUCGUCAAGCAUCUCAUUCUUUGGGUAACGAAUUGAGCAAGACAUACUUGAUCGGUGCAAGUAUCUUGAGUUUCAUCUGGUUCUUGUACCCAAUCGCAUGGGGAUUGGCAGACGGUGGAAAUGUUAUCAGCCCAACAGGUGAAAUGGUAUUCUAUGGCGUUUUGGAUUUGGUUGCCAAGCCUGUUUUCGCUAUCGUUCACUUGUACUCAAUGCGCAAGAUUAACUACACUCAACUUCAACUCACUUCGGGUAAAUAUUCCGAAUAUUCCAACGAUUUGAAAGGUGAUGUUCCAACAACAGGAGGAGCAAAUGGCAAGACUGAAUUGACCGGAAACACAACAGGUGCAGCUCAUCCAGUUUCCGUUGGCAAGCCAACUGAUGCUCCACACGGUGCAACUUCACCCGCAGGUGCAGAUUCCACCGUUCAUGGUCAUUAAGCAAUUGAAGGAUUUGAUUUUACCCUUUUUCUUCCCCCCCUCACCCCACGAGUUACAAACGUGUUCUGUCAAUAUGAAUAUAUACCUUUUUUUGUUCAGUUUGACUUGUACCAUCUUCUCUUUUACUCGCACCAUCAUUCCUCCCUCGUACGAAAUAAUUUUAUGUUAUUCUCCUCACUGAAU
This is a messenger RNA of Meira miltonrushii, 1580 nucleotides long. RefSeq names its product family A G protein-coupled receptor-like protein. Gene Ontology annotation, molecular function: monoatomic ion channel activity. The transcript has a single exon. Gene Ontology annotation, cellular component: endoplasmic reticulum; plasma membrane. Gene Ontology annotation, biological process: monoatomic ion transport. NCBI's taxonomy places the organism in Eukaryota, Fungi, Basidiomycota, Exobasidiomycetes, Exobasidiales, Brachybasidiaceae. The coding region runs from base 408 to 1397 and encodes 329 amino acids. The record is from RefSeq and is a predicted model, not a curated record.